This is a messenger RNA of Fusarium coffeatum, 540 nucleotides long. RefSeq lists its product as uncharacterized. NCBI's taxonomy places the organism in Eukaryota, Fungi, Ascomycota, Sordariomycetes, Hypocreales, Nectriaceae. The coding region runs from base 1 to 540 and encodes 179 amino acids. The record is from RefSeq and is a predicted model, not a curated record. The transcript has a single exon. Gene Ontology annotation, molecular function: acyltransferase activity, transferring groups other than amino-acyl groups.
AUGGUCUCAGAACCUGUUCUUCAGCUUAAGAGCUGCACCGUACGCCCAUACAGAGAAAGCGAUACCGAAUCCCUCGCCAAAGCAGCAAACAAUCCAAACAUAGCACGAUGGUUGUGCAACACAUUUCCCAACCCAUAUAGAAUUCCCGACGCCAAGAAAUGGAUAUUCAUCGCCAACACCCCUCCAAUCCUCGACUUUGCAAUUUGUUCGCCUGACAGCUCAAUCGUCAUCGGUGGCAUUGGCCUCAAAGCACGAGACGAUAUCCACCACCGCACCAUGGAAAUUGGAUACUGGAUCUGUGAAGAGUAUUGGUAUCGGGGUAUCGCGACUGAAGUCGUCUGUGCCUUCUCCAAGUGGGCUUUUGACAAUUUUGAGCAUUUGGUGAGGCUGGAGGCUGAGGUUUUUGAAGGAAACAUGGCAAGUUGUCGCGUUCUUGAGAAAUCGGGGUUUGAGUUUGAAGGAAGACAGAGAGCGGCCAUUGAGAAGAUGGGGGUCGUCAUGGACGCUUUCACAUAUGUCAAAAUAAGACAGGGAAUAUAG